Molecule: messenger RNA, 2034 nt
Organism: Paramecium tetraurelia
Lineage: Eukaryota; Ciliophora; Oligohymenophorea; Peniculida; Parameciidae
Exons: 4
Molecular function (GO): lipid binding
Source: RefSeq, a predicted model, not a curated record
AUGUAAAAUUACUUACAGCAAGUUCAAUAAAUGCUAAAAAUACAAAAAUUUCAAAAGAUGUGGAAUUAUUGUUGUUAGUUUUAUGAAUUUGGAAUACUUCAUCCGACUUUAAAUAUUCUGUUAGGAAUUGAAUUUAGUGCACUUGCCACAACACCAUCCAGUUUUAUCUAACUGUUAUUGUCAAAACAUUUUUAUUUGCCCUAAAAUUAUCUAACUCCAACUUAAAAAAAAGAAUUUGAUGAGAUGCUUUAGAAGAGUGAUGAAUUUGAUCAAAGGAAUUUAGGGACAGUUUUAGGAAUGAUUGUGUUAGGAGCAAUAGGAUUUUUUGUUUUUGGAUUUGCUUUAGUAGGUGGAAUUGGAGGAGGUGUAUUAGGAGUUGUAGGAGGUCAUUAAGUAGGAAAGAGAAUUAAGAAGACUUUAUAAAAUAAAUAGGAUGUAAAGGAAAUAGAUAUUUAUGACAUAAAAGUAAGAACUAUUUUAAAAUGGGCAUAUUUACAGAAAAAGUAAUACUGUUAUAAUAUGAAUCUCCAAAGAUUUGUUAUUGAAAAAAUCCUAACUGAAAUUAAGAUAGCUCUACAUUUAAAGUAUUUUUCAACUAACAACUAAACUCAACUUUAGAAUCUAUUGAAAAAGACCUUUUUAUUCCUUAAUCAAGAUUUGUAUUUGUGUUCGAUAGAAUUAAGCUUAUUAUUGUUGGAGGAAUAAUUAAAGAUUUUAAGAUAUUAUAGUUAGUAGGAUUAAAAUGUGUGUCUGAAUCAAGAGGAAAUGAAAUUGCUUAAUCAAUAAAUUAAUUAGAGAAAUCAACUGGAAAUCUCUGUGUUGAAAGCCAUAGACAAUGUAAUAAAACCUGUAGUAACAUUAUUUUCAAAUUAACUACCUAAUUAUAAAUAGCCAUAGAUAAUUAAAAAGGCAAGAGAAUUCCUUUAUUCAAAUGAGAUUGUUCAAUUGUCUAAGUAAUUCCCUGAUCCAUAAAUGAGUAUCUAUUAUAUAAAGAUGCUGAGUUCAUAAUUAAAUUUAAGUGUAAAUACAACAAAUCUCAAAUUAUAUGUUUAACAAUAAAACUUCAGAAAUUUGGAGAAUGUUGGUUAAGAUAUUUAAUGCAUUAUGCAGAAAUAGAAUGCAAAUUAGAAUAGAUUAUAGGAGGAAGAAAUAAAAAUAAAUAUAGAACAAGUUCAAAUUGAAGAAUAAUAGUGUGAUGUCAUCAUUUAAAAUAAUGAAUCUUAAAUUGAACUAGAAAAAAUUGUAGAAUAAAACCCUUAAGAUAUUAAAUUAAAGUUACAUUCUCACCCAAAUAAAAUCUAUUUCACCAAAAUUGAUCCUAAAUGCAACAUAAAUUCAACUCCAUAUCAAUCUUAUGAAGAUAUAAUUAAUAAUCCAGAAAAAGAAAAAUAAUUCUCGAGAUACCCUUAACACUAUUGUUAAUAAUCAAUUAAAAAAUUUGAUUUAUUUUUAAAUUUGAUACAUGAACCUACUGACAAAUGGGAUUUGGCAAUUAACAAUAAGGAUGCAUAAAUUUACAAAACUAUGAAGGAAGGCUCUGACAACGUGUUUAUUAAAGGCUUUUGUAUUAUUAAAAAUACCUCUUUAGAAUUAGCCUUGAGAGUCGUUUACGACAUUAAAUUAAGGAGAGAAUGGGAUAAAUUACUAAGAGAUUUCUAAAUUAUAAAAACUGAAUCUGAAGAUAUUGAUAUAUUGGCAUAUUAUGUUCAACCUCCAAUAAGUCUCGUCACUCCUAGAGAAUGGGUUUAAAGAAGAAUUUUGAGAUACGAUUUUCCAGAAAAAGGGUAGAUCACUUUAAUAUUCUAUUCUAUUGAUUAUCCUUAGCAUCCAGUCAAUAGAAAUAGAAUUAGAGCACACACAGAAAUAUCAUCCAUGAUUUUCGAGGCUUAUGAAUAAAACAAUGUAAAAAUCUCGAUUUGUUCUAACAAUGAUAUUAAAGGAUAUAUUCCAAAAAUGAUCGUUAAUAGAGCAAGUGCUAGUGGACCUAUAGAUUGGUUUAAGAGUUUAUAAGAAGCCUGUAAUAAAUAUAGAUGA